Messenger RNA from Drosophila erecta, 4499 nucleotides. RefSeq lists its product as uncharacterized. The record is from RefSeq and is a predicted model, not a curated record. The coding region runs from base 66 to 4364 and encodes 1432 amino acids. Gene Ontology annotation, molecular function: metallocarboxypeptidase activity; zinc ion binding. The transcript is spliced from 6 exons. Gene Ontology annotation, biological process: proteolysis. NCBI's taxonomy places the organism in Eukaryota, Metazoa, Arthropoda, Insecta, Diptera, Drosophilidae.
CGCGCAGCCAAACAGUCAUAGUCAUUUCGUGGUCGUGGAUAACGUCAGAUUGGCGAGCAUUAGACAUGGUAACUGGGUUGCCCGUUGUGCACUUGAUCGUUGUCGUGGUUGUGUUUCUGGUUGUGGUCGUCGUCCAUCCCGCGGGGGCCAUCGACUUUGGCUAUCAUCCGAGUGCCGAAGAGUUCGACAGCCUGGUGCGCCAAGGGUGGGGUCGCGAUCUCCUCCAGCGUCGCGCCCAAGAUCGCCGUUUUGUGCCGCGCUACCAGCAUCAGACCUCUAUUCGAUUCGAGCCGCCAGAGCUGGAUUUCCAGCUGUUCGAUGAGGAUCAGCAGCAGGCGCCGUCCCAGCCAUAUGUCUUUGAGUCUGUGGAGGAUAACCAAUCGGGAUCCACCAUAUCCGAUCAGUUUCAUGUGCAGAGCGAGCUGCUGGAGAUCAAGGAGCCGAAUCUUUCGCACAAGCCCCAAACGAAGCCGCAGUCAGCCGGCAAUGGCACCACGUUUCCCAUAUACUUCACCCAUCCAACCACCGGCAUUGUCUACGCCAUUAGCCAAGUGGGAGUGGGUCAGAGUCCCAGUCUGGUGCCCACCCAAAGUCGCAACGAUAGCAAUACCAUUGCCAUCUAUGUGUCAAAGGCGCAGUACGAUGCCGAUAUGGAGAGACUGCGGCGGCAAUAUGAACAGCAAUGCCAGUCGAUUCCGCCGGGUACGGUCAUAUCCACGCUGAAUCCAGUGCAUCAUGGUGGCACCACCGCCAGGCCGCAGAUCAUUCGACUGAAGAAGCCCAAGAAACCAAUGACCAGGCCCAGUAACAAGUUACCCAAUCCAAAUUAUCGACCACCGCCUGUGAUGGUGACCAGCGGACCCAUCGACCAUGUUUCCGAUCAGCUGCUCAAGCUGCCCCACCGCACGGGCAGCACCACAAGCAGCACAACCACCAGCACCACCAGCACCACUUCAAGGCCAAACACGCGUAGAAAGAAGCGCAAGAAGAAACCAAAGAACAAGACUAAAGUGAUCAAAAAGAGGCCGGGCUAUGGGACAAAUAAUACUAGGAGGCCGCAGGGCUCCUUGCCCAUCAUCCUGGGCAAGAGACCUACCACCACCACCACCACCACCACCACUACGCGACCACCGCCGGCUUAUACGCAACUGGAGAAACCACAUAUGCCCCAUGCCACACUGGCCACUUCAAAUGUCUUCAGCCAGAAUCUGCUGAGAAGCGGCCCAGCGCCGCCGGAAGAAAGUGAAACCCUGGAAGAACAGGGACCGCUUCAAGUGGAUGAGCCACUGAAUCUCAGAACCCGCCGUUCGGUGGAAGACAUGCCCGGGCCGGAAACCACUUCAGAACCACUUCAGCCAAAAAGGAAUACCUCCUUAAAGGCACUGAUAAAAAAGAGAGUUCUGAAAAGUGCUGUUAGGAGAUUUAGGGUAAAUAAGGAACAAUUACUGCCAAAAGCAGGUACCUUGAAGAACCAGGACGAAAUGGACGCUUCUGGAACACCACGCCUCAGAACUCGUCGCGCUUUGGGUAGCCUUAAAAAUGGUGGAAUAGGGAAAUCUCAAGGACCGGAGGGAGCUGAAAAAGAGGUCACAGCUGAAUCUACAAAAGGAUCCCAGAAAGUCGUAUCUAAGAAGUCCAAGACAAUAUUAUCCAGAGGAUCCCCGCAUGGAGUAGCAGCUCGACGGGUGAGUACUCCCAAAAGACGCUCACCGAAGGGAAGUUCCAGAAGGCGGCAGACCAAGCAGCAGACACCACCAUCCACGCAGAAGAAAGAUGCGAGCUCGGGUGGCGUACUGCACAUACCCAGCGCCGUGCAUCUGCUCCACAGAAAUCACAGUCGGGAUGAAGCACCCAAAGCUCCAAUGAAGGCCAAUCAAAAACAGGAACAGAAAAUUAAGGAACGCAAGCGCGGAAGACCCGAGCUGCCCAGUUUUGAUAUAUUCGAGCUCAUAUCCGAUGACGACUACGAGGAUGAGGGGGAGGAGGAGGAUGAAGACUACUAUUUCGAGGACGAGCACAAGAAUGAGCAUAAAAGGAAGCCCGAUGCAAGCAGCAGCACAGAAAUAGCCCACAGUGAUCUCAAAGAAGAUAGCAGCUCCGCGGAGGAGGGCGCUGACUUUGGAGCUAUGGUAGCGGAGGAAACCACGACCACAGCGACCAUAUCGAGCAGCGAGGAGGAGGAUGCCAUCUACAGCACCAAAAACUCCAUGGUCAAAAAGCAGAUUCGCAUCAAGAGGCGACCAGUGGACUCCGAUGAGGAUUACGACGAUGAUGAGGACUCCGGAAUUGGCGGCUUCUUUCGCAUGAUCUUUUACCCCGUCCAAGUGGCCAUGUCGCGGCUCAUGGAUGGCUUCGGCAGUCCCGACGAGGAGGAGGACAAGGACCCAGUCAGUCCGCCCGUAUCGAAGUACCCCAGCUACACCCUCUAUCACAGCGCCCACAGCAAUGAAGCCUAUGCCGAGCCGGAUGAUGUGGAUUCCGAGGAUGAAGAAGACUCCUCCACGCUGGGCAGCUGGCUGGGCUCCUGGUUUGGUCUGCAGCGACGCACCAAGAAGAUCGGCAGCACCACCACCACCAUGCCAGUGCCAUUGCCCACGCCCACCAAGGCGCCACCCAGUUGGCUGGAGUCCUGGUUCGGAUUCGGCUCGACCACGGAGGCGGAUGCGGAAGAUGACUACGACAAAUGGUUUUCCAGCUGGUUCGAUUCGCGGCCAAAGCGAAAGGUUAGACGUCGUUCCACCACCUCCACGUCGACCACCUCGACGACGACAACGACGCACACACCAUCGGCGGCGGCCCAAGUGCCCAUCCUGACCAUCGUGGACCCACUAAGGAAUCCACAGAACUGGAUUGGCAUACUGGCCCACCACAUUGUCAAUUCCACAGGCAGCGCCAUCUCCACGAGCACCAGUAAUCCGCUCCUCCAGGCACUGGCCACUCGAAUGACCACCAGGGGAACCACCAGCACCACAACCACUACUUCGCGGCCGGAGAUCCCCAGGCGCAUUAGCUAUGACAAGUACCAGAUCUGGCGUCUAAAGCCGCAGGAUGAGGAGCAGGUUCGUGCGCUGGAGGAGUUCAAAAAGGGCGAUGACGGCGUUAAGUUGCACUGGCUCAAGGGUCCCAGUCUCAGAGGUCUUACGGAUGUUCUGGUGCCACCCAAGAUGCUCGUGGACUUUCAGGGCACUCUUAACUACGAGGGCAUAGCGCACGAAGUGCUCAUUUUCGAUGUGGGCAAGGCCAUCGCCUACGAACUGACCAAAGAGGAUUACCUUCAAACCACUCGUCCCUCGAAGCCGCGACCGACGGUACCACCGCCCAUGACAUGGACUCGUUACCACAAUCACGAUGAGAUUGUCAAGUAUCUGGAGACGCUGCGCAUGCGUCACCCGCAGCUCGUAGAGCUCAUCCACAUCGGUCGUUCCUUUGAGGGUCGACCCCUAAUUGUGGUGAAGAUCGAAUCCAAGCAAGCGACGGCGGCGGCGUACCACGAGGGUAUGCACACCACCAAGCGACCCAAGCGGAAGCGGAAGUCGGGCCAGGCUAAUGCCGUGUUCGUCGAGGCUGGUGCUCAGGGAUUGGCCUGGAUUGGACCCGCGACGGCCACCUGGAUGAUUGCCGAAUUGCUGCGACUAAUGAAAACAAACAAAAGCAACGUGGACGUGGAGUUCAUCCGGAACACCACCUGGUACAUAAUGCCGGUCCUGAAUCCGGACGGAUAUGCAUACAGCCACGAGUACGAUCGGUUCUGGAAGAAGUCGCGAUCGCAGCACCAGGCGCCGCCUCCCAGUGGGCUUCUCGACUCGGCGAUGACGUGGCUCCAGCAAAAACGGGGUCCGGAUAAGGUUUGCUACGGCGUGGAUCUGGACAGGAACUGGCUGUAUCAUUGGGGCAAAAGGGGCAGCUCCAAGGCGCCCUGCAACGAGUUCUACGCGGGCCCAGCGCCAUUUUCCGAACCGGAAACCAAGGCAGUCUCUGAAUUCCUCAUGGAUUAUAGGACGCAGAUAAAGAUGUACAUUUCCCUACAGGCCUAUGGGCAGGUCAUAUCCUAUCCGGUCAAGGCCAAUUCAACAUUCAAUUCAGAAAGAUUGGACGAUUUUCUGGACGUGGCGAUGGUGGGCACCGAUGGAUUGCGCAAAAAGGGCAGUAAAUCCCGAUAUAAGGUCGACGCAUCCAACGAUCUCAUUGAACAGCGAUCGGGCUGCGCGGACGCAUUUGCUGCCUACGAGAUCGGGAUACCCUUCAGCUACACGAUUCAGCUGGCGGACAACGGAGUGCACGGCUAUCUGCUGCCCAGCAGCGCCAUCGAGCCCACGGCUCGGGAUGCCUUCGAGAUCAUAAGCGGUAUGCUGGACUACAUAUGAGGCUGGCGAUCGGGGAUCGGAUUCCAAUCGAAAUCGAGGGCAGCAGGGAUUUGGGGUGGGGCUACAUGUGAAAGAGUUUUAGUUCAUUUUAAACGAGCUUUGGUGGCUUGCGUUCCGGAGAUCACUUGCCACAUU